GGUAACCAGGGAGCGGGCCAGCUGAUCGUCGUGUUCCGGGUCGUAGAAGGACACCGCCCGCCCGGUGUUGCCGCACCGGCCAGUUCUCCCGAUCCGGUGCACGUACUCGUCCACAUUGUUGGGGAGGUCAAAGUUCACCACGUGCUGCACGUCCGGGAUGUCCAGGCCGCGGGCGGCCACGGAGGUGGCCACCAGGAUGGGACACUUGCCGGAGCGGAAGUCUGCCAGGGCCUGCUCGCGCUCCCGCUGCUCCCGGUCCCUGCCAGACACGUGACCCCGAGAUUAACCAAUAAACGAGGAGGAGAGCAUCUGCCGUGUCGUUUAAAUACCCGUGGAUGCUGGUGGUUGGAAUCUUCUCCUGGCACAGCAGGCCCGCAGAAGGAUAAGAACACUCACAAACAGCAACAGAUAACAAAACAACUGAGGAUAAAGUCUCGUAUGAAUUCCGACGAGAAGGAGGACUGUGAGUGUGCGACACCACAGGCCGAGACUAGCCCCGCGAGAGGACCUGAUAGAGAAUACGAGGAGCCUGACCUAGAAAACCCAGAAGCAAGCCGAAUGAAGCGAGCGGCUGCUAAACAUCUAAUAGAGCGCUAUUACCACCAGUUAACGGAGGGCUGUGGGAAUGAGUCUUGCUCCAACUCGUGGUGUGCCUCGUCGGAGGGAUUCAGCCGCAUGGAUAACAACGCAGCAGCGGUCAAGGCUCUAGAGCUCUACAAGGUUAACGCCAAACUAUGUGACCCGCACCCCUCGAAGAAAGUCACGGCUUCCACCUACCUGGACAGCAGCACUCGCAGCAACUCGGUCUGCACCAAUAGGAAGAUGAACCACAAAGACGUCAACGCUGUACGAGACAAUUUCAAAGAUGUCAACUACCUGACAGAGGAGAAAGUCUAUGAGAUCUUGGACAUCUGUGGAGAGAAAGAGGACUACUCCCCGCUGAUCCGAGUAAUAGGUCGGGUCUUCUCCAGCGCCGAGGGCCUGGUGCAGAGCUUCAGGAGGUCCAAGCCCCACACCAAGGAAGAGCUGAAGUCCCUCCAGGGUAAAGACGAGGACAAGGACGAGGACGAGAAGGAGGCGGCCGCGUCCUCGGCCACGGCCAUGGAGGAAGACUCCCCGACCUCCUCGUCCUUCUCCAGGCUCGGCGAGGGCUCCUCCGGGGAGAACGACGUCCAAAAACUGGCCCCGGACGAGGUGUCGGUGGACAUCGAAGCCGUGCGCCGGGUCUACGAGCGCCUCCUGUCCAACGAGAAGAUAGAGGCGGCCUUUUUGAACGCGUUGGUCUACCUCUCGCCGAACGUCGAGUGCGACCUGACUUACCACAACGUGUACUCGAGGGACCAGAACUAUCUGAACCUGUUUGUCAUAGUGAUGGAAAACAGCAACCUUCACAGCCCCGAGUACCUGGAGAUCGCCUUGCCGCAGUUUUGCAAGGCCAUGAGCAAGCUGCCCCUGCCGGCCCAGGCCAAGCUGGCCCGCCUGUGGGCGCACUACAGCGCCGAGCAGAUCCGGCGGAUGAUGGAGACCUUCCAGCAGCUGAUCACCUACAAGGUGAUCAGCAACGAGUUCAGCAGCCGGAACCUGGUCAACGACGACGACGCGGUGGUGGCCUCCACCAAGUGCUUGAAGAUCGUCUACUACGCCAACGUGCUGGGCGGCGACCUGGACACGGAGCACAACGAGGAUGAGGACGACGAGCCCAUCCCGGAGUCCAGCGAGCUGACCCUGCAGGAGCUUCUGGGUGAGGAGCGCCGCAACAAGAAGGGCCCGCGCGUGGACCCGCUGGAGACGGAGCUGGGCAUCCGCACCAACGACUGCCGGCGGCCGCUGGUCCCCUUCGAGGAGUUCGUCAACGAGCCCCUGAACGAGGUGCUGGAGAUGGACAAGGACUACACCUUCUUCAAGGUGGAGACGGAGAACAAGUUCUCCUUCAUGACCUGCCCCUUCGUCCUGAAUGCCGUCACCAAGAACCUGGGCCUGUACUACGACAACCGCAUCCGCAUGUACAGCGAGCGGCGCAUCACCGUGCUGUACAGCCUGGUGCAGGGCCAGCAGCUCAACCCGUACCUGCGGCUGAAGGUGCGGCGGGACCACAUCAUCGACGACGCCCUGGUCCGGCUGGAGAUGAUCGCCAUGGAAAACCCGGCGGACCUGAAGAAGCAACUCUACGUGGAGUUCGAGGGGGAGCAAGGCGUGGACGAGGGAGGCGUGUCCAAAGAGUUCUUCCAGCUCGUCGUCGAGGAGAUCUUCAACCCCGAUAUCGGCAUGUUCACGUACGACGAGCGCACCAAGCUGUUCUGGUUCAACCCGUCGUCGUUCGAGAACGACGGCCAGUACACGCUCAUCGGCAUCGUCCUGGGCCUGGCCAUCUACAACAACUGCAUCCUGGACGUGCACUUCCCCAUGGUGGUGUACCGGAAGCUGAUGGGCAAGAAAGGAACGUUCCGGGACCUGGCCGACGCCAACCCGGUUUUGCACCAGAGUCUGAAGGAGCUGCUGGAGUACGAAGGCAGCGUGGAGGAGGACAUGAUGAUCACCUUCCAGAUUUCCCAGACGGACCUGUUCGGCAACCCGCUCAUGUACGACUUAAGGGAAAACGGGGACAAGAUUCCAGUCACGAACGAGAACCGAAAGGAGUUUGUCGCACAAUAUUCAGAUUACAUUUUGAACAAAAGCGUGGAGAAACAGUUCAAAGCGUUCAGGAGAGGCUUCCACAUGGUCACCAACGAGUCACCACUAAAAUACCUGUUCCGGCCGGAGGAGAUCGAGCUCCUCAUCUGCGGCAGCCGGAACCUGGAUUUCCUCGCACUGGAGGAGACGACGGAAUACGACGGCGGUUAUAACAGAGAUUCUCGAAUCAUAAAGGAGUUUUGGGAAACGUUGCACUCGUUCGGUGAGGAACAGAAGCGCCUCUUCCUCCAGUUCACCACCGGCACCGACAGAGCCCCCGUGGGGGGGCUGGGCAAGCUGAAGAUGAUCAUAGCCAAGAACGGCCCCGACACGGACAGCAAGGAAAAGCUGAGAGAGAGACUGCUGAAAGCCAUCACCUACGCCAAAGGGUUUGGCAUGCUC
This is a messenger RNA of Menidia menidia (Atlantic silverside), 3072 nucleotides long. NCBI's taxonomy places the organism in Eukaryota, Metazoa, Chordata, Actinopteri, Atheriniformes, Atherinopsidae. The record is from the annotation of a GenBank genome assembly.